UACACGCUCCCCGCUCGCGCCGAACCGUGCGAGAAAAAUCUCGCGCCUGGGGAAGGUCGUCGUCGUCGACGGUUCCGGAAGCUAGGGUUAGGGUUUCUCCUCCGCCAUGGCGCGCCCCGGUCUCCACCACUACCACCACCACCACCAGCAAUGGCCGCCGCAUCCUCUCCCUCCCGUGGCGGCGCCGCCCCCUCCGCCGCCCGCCGCCAUCCCCGUCGACAGCGCCCCUCGCCCCUCCUCCGACGAGGUUCGCACGAUCUUCAUCACGGGGCUUCCCGCGGACGUGAAGGAGCGGGAGCUCCACAACCUCCUCCGGUGGUUGCCGGGGUUCGAGGCAUCACAGAUCAACUUCAAGGGGGAGCAACCCAUGGGAUUCGCCCUCUUCUCUACUGUUCAGUACGCCGUAGCGGCGAAAGACGCGCUCCAGGACUUGGUAUUUGAUUCGGAGACGAAGUCCGCGCUGCACACGGAGAUGGCGAAGAAGAAUCUGUUUGUCAAGAGAGGUGUGUCAACUGAUCCAAACCCAAUCGACCAAAGUAAACGUCUACGGACUGGUGGGGACUAUGGCAACACAGGCUAUCAAGCUCCCCCUCUUUUUCACCAGUCGCCAACACCUGUGUGGGGAACCAGUAGUUAUAUGGCCCCACCACCACCAUACCCUUAUGGAGGCUAUCCUGUUCCUCCAGUAGCCAUACCUGCGCCUGCUCCCGUGCCUCCUCCAAGCGGUUAUGCUCCUGUGCAGAAUACAAAAGAUAAUCCUCCAUGCAAUACCCUUUUUAUUGGCAAUCUUGGGGAGAAUGUAAUCGAGGAUGAACUCAGAAGUCUUUUCAGUGUGCAACCCGGUUACAAACAAAUGAAGGUACUGCGUCAGGAAAGAAACACUGUGUGUUUCAUUGAAUUUGAUGACAUGAAUACUGCUGCAGCUGUUCAUCACAAUUUGCAGGGUGCUGUCAUUCCUAGUUCAGGUCGUGGUGGCAUGCGAAUUCAAUUUUCCAAGAACCCCUUUGGCCGAAGGAAGGAUUAAGUGAAUGGUGCUGGCACUUGAACAAAUGGAGCUCUUCAUGCAUACCGUCACUAGUAACUUUAAAAGGGAUGUAUUCCAAUCUUUCUACUUCCUAAUGACGAUAUGACUAGGAUGGAUACUCCAUUAUGGAAAUCAUGCUGUUGCAUCUGUACUUCAUAAAUUUCCAUUAGCAUUUUCAUCGUGUGAAUGCACCAUGUUAUCAUGUGUGAGCCUUCGGGCAGCAAGAUCUUUUGAUACAUGUGCAUUGUUAUCAUCAACAUGGACGUUAGUCUUAUGCCUGUUUAUCUAAUAUAUGCAGCUUGAUGUAGCCGUCAUGUAACUGUUAUUUAGGUGUACAUUGACAUCACCAUCAUCAUGGAUACUUAUGGGUUUUUUUUCCCCCUCUUUUCUCUAUGAUUUCUAAAACAUAUGCUGCAAUUUCAUGUUUCAUCAACACACCUCACUUGUUGUUUGUUUGUCAAUCUGAGAGCUGAUGCAACCCAUACUCAUGUCAUGUCAUGUCAUGUCAUGUCACGGCAUAUUCAUUGCUGAAGAGGUUUGGUAGACCCAUGUUCAUGUUAUGGCAUACUCAUUACCAAAGAGGUUUUAUGGACUCAUGUCGUCAUGUCAUGGCAUAUACAUUGGUGCAAGUUGUGAGGAAAACAGAUUCAUCUCAUGUCAUGGCAUAUUCAUAAAUGCUGGAGAUUGGAGCAUCAUCAGUUUGACAGAAUCAUCUCAUGUCAUGGCAUGUUCAUGUACCUGCUGGAGCUCGGAGCAUCAUCAUCCAAACCAUAAUCAUAAGUCAUCCUCAAUGGCCUCAUCUAGCAUGAACUGAUCAGUAUGUUUUUACCUCCAGGCUGAAUUCUUUUUAAAUACAAGGAAGAGAGCUGCACAUGAAAUCUUGGCAUUUGGACCUUGCUGCUUGAAGGAAAAGCAAACUCGAGCAAGCUCAUUUUGGCUUAUGCUUGAUAAAUAAAUGAGAUUCUCUUUCUCUGAUUCCUCGAAGUUUCGUUUCUAUGCCUCUACUAUUUUAAAUCCGUGUAGGUUCUUCAUCUACAUCACUGAUGUCCAAGGAACUGCCUCUGCUAUUCUAUCCAUAGGGUGCUUUUUCUUGCCAAUAAGAUUUGCACCAAUACCACUCUACUUUUCUUCCAGUAGCUCUUGAUUUGCUCUUUCACCCUCUUUUUAGAAUUUAAAACUGUUUCGGCAGAAUGCUCCAGUCCUUUAACCAUCCUCCUGCCACCAGAAGCUGGUUAACUAGUCAUCAGUCUUUGAUACAAAGAAGGUGCCGAACCAAGACAAUUGUCGUGCUUGCUAGUUGUCUCUCAGGAGUUUCCUCCAGUGAGUGAAAAAUACUAAUGCCUUGAUGAACGAGUUUGAAGGUCAGGUAAGGCUCUUUUGUGCAAAAUAUGCAACUUAUUAAGUUCCCGUAGUAGAAAACUUGUGUUGUCAACUAUCUUAGAAGAAAUAAUGAGAGCCCUAAUAGCCAGUUAAUGCUGGGUUAACAUAGCUAAUGUUCAAAAAAAUUGUGUUGGAUGAACCCUUCAAAUUGUAGAGAAUGAUAUUAAAAUUUAAAAUUUAGUGAUAUUUGAUUCA
Messenger RNA from Ananas comosus (pineapple), 2599 nucleotides. RefSeq names its product RNA-binding protein with multiple splicing 2. Gene Ontology annotation, molecular function: mRNA binding. The transcript has 9 exons. The record is from RefSeq and is a predicted model, not a curated record. Lineage: Eukaryota; Viridiplantae; Streptophyta; Magnoliopsida; Poales; Bromeliaceae. Bases 107 to 1024 code for a protein of 305 amino acids.